AUGCGUCUUGCAGAGGCAGUCCUACUCUGUGCCGGUGUUGGCCUUGCUGCUACCCUGAAUGUUGGUCCGAACUAUCAAUAUCCCCUCGAAGAUUUGGACAAAGAUCUGCCGUUCUCCCAGCCUGUGACAUUUGCGCACUUGGAAUGGCAACGUUGUUUAGCGGAGACACAUAAUAAGCCUCUAGAUAUCGCCGUACUAGGCUUUCCUUAUGACACCUCCACUUCCUACCGCCCAGGGGCUCGGUUCGGCCCCAGAGGCAUUCGUGCUGGGUCGUCAAGGGAGAAGAAAGGGCGAAGCUACAACACCGUGUGGGAGGUUGAUCCCUACGAACAGGGUCUAGAGAUUAUUGACUGCGGAGACGUGCCUGUUACACCAUUUGACGCCAGUCACGCUUUCAAGCAGAUGGAACAAGCAUACCGACAGAUUCUUUACCAUCGCACCAGCGAUCAGAACGAUUGGGAGCACCCCCGCAUCAUCAGUCUCGGAGGCGACCACUCAAUAGUAUUGCCAAUUCUUCGCAGUCUGAAGACCGUUUAUGGCCCCAUCUCUGUCAUCCAUCUCGAUUCACAUCUUGAUACAUGGGAUCCUUAUGAGGGCUACACUGGGAUCGUUUCAAAUCAGUCGGCCAUUACCCAUGGGACGUUUUUCUGGCAUGCGAGCCGAGAGGGCUGCAUCAGCAAGGGCACCAGUGUUCACGGUGGCCUGAGGACCAAGCUUUUUAGCCCAAAAGACUACGAGAUCGACAGAGACGUCGUCGGAUUCACAAUAAUAGAAGCACACGAAAUCGACGAUAUCGGCAUGAGCGGCAUCAUCAAAAAAGUCAGAGAUGCAGUCGGCAACACGCCAGUGUAUCUCUCUAUCGAUAUCGAUGUUCUAGAUCCAAGCAUUGCUCCAGCUACUGGGACGCCAGAGUCGGGCGGCUGGACCACGAGAGAGCUGAAGAGAUUCCUCAAGGGUCUUGAAGGGCUCAACCUAGUCGGUGCUGAUGUUGUUGAAGUCAGCCCGCCAUAUGACUCUGUGGCCGAGACAACAUCCGUCGCUGCCGCUGACUUGAUUGUCGAUAUCCUGGCUGGCAUGACGAAGAAGAAGACUUUUGAUCCGUCCAGAAGCGAGAAAGACGAGUUGUAA
Molecule: messenger RNA, 1128 nt
Organism: Colletotrichum orchidophilum
Lineage: Eukaryota; Fungi; Ascomycota; Sordariomycetes; Glomerellales; Glomerellaceae
Product: agmatinase
Exons: 8
Coding region: 1-1128 (375 amino acids)
Molecular function (GO): agmatinase activity; metal ion binding
Source: RefSeq, a predicted model, not a curated record